AUGGACCACCAACCCACCCCCAGGAGCUGCAGCCGGGGGCCCCCAGCCUGCGACACCGUCCAGAGUGACCCUCCUAUGAAUGUUUUCAUUCACACGACCACCGGGGCCCGGUAUGAGCUCUCUGUCCCCGUGGAAGAGACGGUGGAAGGUCUGAAGAGGAGGCUGUCUCAGAAGCUUAAAGUCCCCAAGGAACGGCUGGCUCUCUUGCAUAAAGAAAGUCGUCUGAAUUCAGGCAAGCUGCAAGAUUUGGGGGUCGGAGAAGGGAGCAAGCUGACUUUGGUGCCCACGGUGGAAGCUGGCUUGAUGUCUCAAGCAUCCAGGCCAGAACAGUCGGUGAUGCAAGCGUUAGAAAGUUUAACCGAAACUCAGGUAAACGACUUCCUGUCCGGGAGGUCCCCCCUGACCCUUGCCCUGCGGGUGGGCGAUCACAUGAUGUUUGUCCAGCUGCAGCUGGCAGCUCAGCAGAACAGCGGGCAGCUCCAGCAUCGCCACGUGAUUGCCAGCCGCGGAGAACAAGCUGGAGGCGCCACACCUGCCACACCGGUGCCGGCGGCCGGACCAGCUGCUUCCAGUUGCCGCACCCUCCCUGGGAGCAGCCCCGCCUCCCCCACUUUUGCCCGGCUCCCCACGGCGCCCGCUUGCCCGCCAAGCCCUGUGCCCAGCCCUGCUGCUUCUCCGUCACCAAUGCAGACUAUGCCUCUCUACUGUACCACCGCUAACCCGACUCCCGUCACGGCAGGGAUGUUCCAUUCACAUGGAGCCAGCGCACAGACGGUAGACUGCGCCUCAAGAAGUAAAAGUUCGCCCAGCACCAGCCCCACACAGGCCUCUCGGACCCGCAAACAUGGCGCUGUGAUAGAAAGCUUUGUUAACCACGCCCCUGGGGUUUUUUCGGGAACGUUUUCUGGCACUUUGCACCCCAACUGCCAAGACAGCAGCGGGAGGCCGCGCCGAGACAUCGGCACCAUCCUGCAGAUCCUCAACGACCUCCUGAGUGCCACGCGGCACUACCAGGGCAUGCCCCAGUCGCUGACGCAGCUGCGGUGCCAGACGCAGUGCUCCUUGUCCACCCCUUCCCUGGAUCUCAACAACCACACUACCUCAGAAAGAACGGCAGCUGCUGCUAACCAGCCCUUGCACUUGGGGGUCCAGUGCCCGAGCCAAGCAGCCACUUGCAAGCCCACUGGCGACCGCUUGCGCCAGACGGAGAACCGCGCCACCCGUUGCAAAGUGGAACGCCUGCAGCUUUUGAUGCAGCAAAAACGCCUGCGCCGGAAGGCAAGGAGGGACGCCCGGGCCCCUUACCACUGGCUGCCCAAUCGAAAAUCCGGCCGCACCAGCAGCAACAGCAGCGUUUCCAGUGAAGGCAGCCUUGAUCUAGACUUCGAAGAUUCAGUUUGGAAACCCGAAGUCAAAGCGGACAUGAAAUCCGAAUUUGUCGUAGCAUAA
This is a messenger RNA of Protobothrops mucrosquamatus (brown spotted pit viper), 1449 nucleotides long. It is a transcript of the gene MIDN, whose product is annotated as midnolin. The record is from RefSeq and is a predicted model, not a curated record. Gene Ontology annotation, molecular function: protein binding. Bases 1 to 1449 code for a protein of 482 amino acids. Gene Ontology annotation, cellular component: nucleus. NCBI's taxonomy places the organism in Eukaryota, Metazoa, Chordata, Lepidosauria, Squamata, Viperidae. The transcript has 7 exons.